Messenger RNA from Mizuhopecten yessoensis (Yesso scallop), 8740 nucleotides. RefSeq names its product Fanconi anemia group M protein-like. Gene Ontology annotation, biological process: interstrand cross-link repair; replication fork reversal; double-strand break repair via synthesis-dependent strand annealing. The transcript is spliced from 16 exons. Gene Ontology annotation, molecular function: nuclease activity; four-way junction helicase activity; 3'-5' DNA helicase activity. Lineage: Eukaryota; Metazoa; Mollusca; Bivalvia; Pectinida; Pectinidae. The coding region runs from base 143 to 8185 and encodes 2680 amino acids. The record is from RefSeq and is a predicted model, not a curated record.
UUGAAAUUUGCAAGUCGGAAAAAUGUCAGGAAGAAAUAUGUAAACAAAGUCUAUGGUUGCUUAUAGUCGCGUUUAUAUAAAAUGCAUCAAGACUAUUUCAGAUGUGAGGGUUGCUCAAAUAUAAGUAUGAAAUUAGACGAGAAUGAAUAAAGGCAAACAGGCAACCCUGUUCCAAAGUUGGGGAGCUAAGAAGUCUAAACCUGUCAAUUCCCUGGCUGAUGACCGUUUGAGGGGUAAUGAUGGCAUACAACCAGGCCCAUCUUUGACUGCUGACCACUUGGACAUCAUAGAUCUUUGUGAUGGACUGGAAGAUGAUGACGAUGAAGACCUAUUGGCACAGGCAAUGGACAAUGUCGACAUGCCAGGGUACAGCGAACCAGCAGUUGGCCCGUCAGCUGUGGUGCCACCUGAAGCAGAUGUGUGUAACAUAUCACUGGGAGCCGAAUCCUUUCCAGGUAAUGUGUCCUUCACCCAGACAGUGGCUCCCGAGGGGUUUGACAAGUUUGCAGGAAAGACCUGGAUAUAUCCCACUAACUACUCUGUCAGGGACUACCAAUUUAACAUCUGCCAGCAAGUCAUCUACAAAAACACCAUGGUCACCCUUCCCACCGGACUUGGCAAGACCUUCAUAGCCGCGGUGGCCAUGUACAACUUCUACAGGUGGUACCCUCAGGGUAAGGUGGUGUUCAUGGCUCCGACUAAACCUUUGGUAGCCCAGCAGAUAGAGGCCUGCUACAACAUCAUGGGUAUCCCUCAAGCUGACACUGCUGAAAUGACGGGUAACAUGGCCCCAACAGAGAGGAAGCGUACUUGGAUGGAGAAGCGUGUGUUUUUCCUCACCCCACAAGUCCUCACCAACGACCUGAGUCGUGGGACGUGCCCCGCUGUCAGGGUCCGGUGUCUGGUGGUGGACGAGGCACACAAAGCCCUGGGAAACCAUGCCUACUGUCAGGUUGUGCGAGAGCUAGUAAAGUACACUGAGAACUUUCGUAUUUUGGCCCUAAGUGCUACUCCAGGUAGUGAUAUCAAGGCAGUUCAGCAAGUUUUGUCGAACCUCCUGAUAUCCCACAUAGAGAUUAGGACAGAGGAUUCCAUUGAUAUCAAGCAGUUCUCACACGAACGGAAAGUGGAAAAGAUCGUGGUCCCUCUGGGUGAUGAGCUUACCCUGGUGAAGAAGACAUAUAUACAGGUCAUGGAUGUGGUUGUUAACCGACUCAAACGGCAGGGUGUGUUGUAUAAAAGGGAGACCACUAGCUUCUCCAAGUUCCUGAUUCUGAAGGCCAGAGAUGCAUUUAGACAGAAUCCACCUCAACAAAUGCAGAGAUCACAGUACGGUGCGGUGGAGGGCGACCUGGCGUUGGCCAUGAGUCUGUAUCAUGGAUUUGAGCUACUACAACUACAUGGCCAGCGCUCACUGUACAACUACCUAGAAAGUAUCGUUAGUGGAGAAAAGGGACAUGGUCGUACACGAACAGAGCUGAUGAAGAAUGCUAACUUUGUGGAAAUGAUGGAGAAACUCCGCAGUACAUUUGUUUCUGACCCAAAUAUCAGACUGAGCCAGAAGUACAAAGACGGGUUUAAGACGGGACAUCCAAAGAUGGAGAAAUUAGAAGAGGUCGUAGUCAAUCAUUUUAACAACUUCCUGAAAGGUGGAAGUGUAGAGGAGAAGUCUCAGGCGACGCGGGUGAUGAUUUUCUCCCAGUACCGGGACAGCGUGUCUGAAAUAACGGAAAUACUCAAGCAGCAUCAACCUUUGGUCAAGGUCAUGAGCUUCAUUGGUCAGUCUUCUGCUGGCAAGGCCACCAAGGGAUUCACACAGAAGGAACAACUCAAGGUGAUGAAAGAUUUCCGUGAGGGCAGCUACAACACGUUGGUGUCCACGUGUGUUGGAGAGGAGGGACUUGACAUCGGCGAGGUUGACCUCAUUGUUUGCUUUGAUGCCCACAAAAGUCCGAUAAGACUUGUACAGAGGAUGGGGCGUACAGGCAGGAAACGGCAGGGGCGCAUCGUUAUGUUAGUGACAGAAGGCAAAGAAGAACAGAUUUACAACCAAAGUCAGUAUGCCAAGAAAAGUAUUCACAAGGCGAUCCUCAACGGUGCCAAAUCUCUCCAUUUCUACCAAAAUAACCCACGCAUGGUACCAGAGGGGUGGAUGCCAGCCUGUCACAAGAUGCACAUUACUGUCAAACAGAAUAUUCAGUCAAAGAAUGCCCCGAAGAAUGCUUCUAAAGUCAACCGAGACUCUAGGCAGAGUAAAAUCAAAUUCCAAUCCAAAUCUACCGCAGACGGAAAAGGUGACGAUGGCCUGCUGACAGCAGAGGAGUACCGGGACCUUAUCCAGAACUUCUCCGUACCCGCGGACAGUUUACCCACCCUGCCUUCAAGGUUACCGCUGCUGGCUUUAGGGGAAGAACAUGAGGUGACCCGAGCUGGUGAGAGGCGAGUUCUCUGUGAAUGGCUGCCUUGGCAGAAUCGUCUACAGCAGACCUUCAAAAUAGACCAUUCAACGAAAACUAAAAACUUUGUAGAACUGAUGCAGUUUAGUGAAAUUCAGCAAACCCUAGACCCGAAUGAGGAUCCAUACGGAGAUGAAAUGAGCCUGUUUCUUAAUGAGGACGAUGUAAUGAAACCGGAGGAGACAAGUGGCCGAGGAGGGGCUGGAAUACGAAAGUUCUGCAUCUCUGUGGACAAGGGAGGCAACCUAGCGUCAACAGUACAAAAAGGCAAAGGGAGACGUGUCCGGAAGAGCGAAGUGUUGCCGGUGUUAGAAAUCAGUGGUGAUGAAGAUAGCGAGGACGAUUUGCCAGAUUUUAACAUCAACCGUACUAGGAAUGAACAACAAACCUCUUUUCUAGGAAACAAGAAAGGGAAGAAGGGCAAGCGUCAACUUCUACCGAAAUCUGUGUCGGUAUUAACAGAAAUUCCAGAGUCUGCGUCUGUUGUAAAGAAAAAUAAAAAGGACAAGAAGCGUUCCGUGAGUGGCGACAGAUCUGUGGUACAGUUGAUAGCCGAUACUGAAAGCAGAGAUUUUACUGAUGAAGAAGACAAUGUAAGUAAAGUACUACCCCCUUUAGAUGAAACAAUGUCUCACAUCGAUCAAGAAAUUGAGACCGUCCAAGACAAUCAGGACGUGAUACAGGAAGAUAUGGACCUUUCUGAUAUCAAUUAUUCUCCACUUGAAGUCAGUAAUCAUGAGCAGAUGGAAGUGGAAAAUGGAAAAGAAGAAGAUUGGUCCGUUUCACAGCUCCUUCCUAAGGUUUCUCUCGUUCAUUUGGACACUGGUCUGGAUACGUCAGAAACACUGGGCAAUGCAAAUCUGUUUCACGUUCGAACACCUCCUCCUUUGGAGCAAGUUCGACAAAUUGUAGCUGACCUUGACAAAUGUGAAAAGUUACCUCCCCUUGAUCUGUUACAGCUGGUUGAUGAAUGGGAAAAGGAAAACCAGGAUUACCACUACCAAAAAGGGCGCCAUUGUCAGCUUCAUGGAUCUGCCUUCAAGGGAACGAAAGGUCAGUCUGGUAGAGACCAAGCGCUUGGCCGUUCUUCAUCCGAGGAAAGGUCACCAACUAGUGAUGACAAGGUCAUGAAUGUUAGUUCUGGAACUGGCAGAAAAUCAAAAAUCAAAAGAAGAAUGUUAGAACCAUUACAGGAUAUCCACAUCCACACAGCACAUCGGCCUCCACCCAAAAUAUCUGUGGAAUCUUUACAGGAACAUGAACACUUUGACAUUGUAGGACAUAACGAAAUCGUUUCUGACGAAUCAGACCUUGAAUGUAAUCAUUCUGAUGCUGAGGCUUUUCAGAACAAAGGGAGAGAACCUCUCCAAGCUGUUCCAAGUGAUAAAGAGACGUCUCCAGUCAAUCAGGCUCAUGUUCCACCAAGAAAAGCGGGAGUUGAGGAGGAAGUUUUGUCGGAUGAUUCUGACAUUUUUAUCGACACACAGGCAAAUUUUGCUUUGACUGUAAACGUGGACGAAGAUCCAUUUGAGGUGGAGAGAAAAUCUUCAUCUGUCACAAGCGAUGAAAUCCAAAAUGAUCUACAGAAUGUUGUGCUGGAUAGUAAGGUUAAUGAGGAAGAGAUUUCAGUGACGCGAGAAAAAAGUACUUCAGUGACGCGAGAAAGAAGUACUUCAGUGACGCGAGAAAGAAGUACUUCAGUGACACGAGAAAGAAGUACUUCACUUUCCUCAGAUGAUAAUUUUUUCGACACUCAGGCAAAUUUUUCGUUACAAGACGAUGACCUUUUUGGUGAUGCGGACAUACACCAAAGUCACACAGACACAAAAAAGUCUUUAUCUUCGGCAGGAAAUAUCGAGAACCAAGAAUGUUCAGAAAAGGUUGAAGAGAUCAAAUUGAUGGAUAGACUUGAAGAUUUAGAAAAGGAAAAGUGUACUGAUUCAUCUAUGAAUGUUGAUUCCGCAAAAGACAGAAAACUAGCAGAAGAGGACUGUAGUAAAAGCAGCGUAAAACCAGGGAUAGGGAAUUGGAGUAGUGUGUCUGCUGGUAAUAAUAGGACCAUGCCAUGCAGAUCUGCAGACGUUUCUUUAUUUGAUGAUUCGUACGAUAAUGAAAUGCUGAAGGCCCUAAAAACUCAAAGGAGCUGUACUGUCUCGCCCACUCAGUUCACAUUCACGCAAGCUCUUGCAUGUGUGCACGACAGCAAUGAACUCCCGUCCGAGAAUUCCGAAAAUGAUGUGGACCCAGAACAGGGAAAGAAAUCCGGAAACAAAUCAGUGGAGAAUGACUUCCUUACAGAGAAAUCUGUGAAAGAAGUUCAUAAACCACUGCAGGAUCCCAAGACAGUUUGUAACAAAACUCCAGACAGGGGUCUAAAUACUUUAAGGGACGUAAAGGGUGCAGGAAGGAAAGACAUUGAAGAAGGAUCUGAACAUGAUUCUACAAGUAACAUCACAAACCAUCACCCAACGCGGGAUACGGGAGACAGUUCGGACGAGUGUAGUAAAGACUCGUUUGAUUUACCUCAUUUUGAUUUGGGUUUCGAUGUUGACGAGGACGUCAUUCCUCCGUCACCCUGUGCUAGCCAGUCUUUCUCACAGAAGUCUUUUUCUGCCUGUUUAAGUCAGAGCCUGCUCAAAAGCAGGAAAUCUUUGUCCACAAAAUUUGACUCUUCAUGUGUCUCUGAAAAACCAUCCAAUGUCAACUCUAACAAAGUGGGAGGCACUGUUGGUAUGAGUUUGAUUGAGGAAGACUCCGAGGAGUUUUCUGACCUUAAUCCAGUUAUCAGUAAACCAGGGAAAAGUUUUCAUUUGGGCAAAGAUUCUAGUGAAUUUUCCAGGACAGUUCUAGUAAAUGGUAAGAAAAGUACAAAGCACACGACAACAAAAAUUGAUUGUGAUACUAAUAGUGCAAAUUCUGAAGGGAACAAUAAUGAAACAAAUUUAGGAGCUUUAAACAAGGACCCAGGCAAUCCAAUCAACUUACAAAGGAGUAAGUCUAGUGUAGAAUCUGUUGGAAUUCCUGCUCGUAAGUCUCUAAACAGUCUCGCAAACUCCAAAGUGAACCAUCGUAACAAAUUUGAAAAGGAACAUUUGUCGUCUACAGGUGUAUGUAGCACAAACCUGGCUGAGGAAAAUCACAGCGUUUGUGAUAUUAGUGAUAGAACCACCAUAAAUAACUUGAAAAGGUCACCCCUAAAUAUUGGUACACCUAAGCAUAAAAUGGAUUUCAGGACACCUGAUUGUCAUCUAGAACCGUUAGAGAUCAAUUCAUGCAAUGUUGACAAAUGUGAAGUCGAUGACGGUUCAUCGCCGGUGUCAGAUAGGUCACCUAUUCAUGUUAAGUUACUUUCACCAGGUUCCGAGGAUGAAAUCAUUGUCAGAAAAAAACGAAGUACCAUGAUACUAGAUUCACCGUCGCCAGUGUUCACACAAACUAGAAAGCUGGUGUUGGAAAGGUCACCGAUUCAUGCUCAAUUACCCUCCCCAGAGUCGGAGGAUGAUAUCGUUGUCAGGAAAAAACGAAGGACAAUGAUAAUAGAAUCACCGUCACCAGUGUUCACACAAAACAGAAGACGCCCUGAAGAUCAAACGACUCCAUUUAGAACACUGGGUGAAAUUUCAUACGUGAAUACUUCUACUACUGGAAAUCACAUGUCAAGUUUGACAAAAGACACAAAGAAUAAGGCCAAGAAAUUAAGAUUUAACGUCUCCUUUAAACUUCCAGAGCUUGAAGAAUUUGAUGAUGAUGAUGACGAUGACUUUGCCGAUGACAAAUCAGCCUUGGCAAGAAACAGAUCUUCCGCUGCUUCUGAGGUUUCAAGGAAAAGGUCUACGGCGGCAGAAAAGAAAAUUGUCAAACGAAGGACAAAAUCGAAGUCUCCAGCUGACAUGUUUAUUAAUGCCGAGGCUGAGAUGUCAGAUGACCAUGAAGGUGUUUCGGAUGAUGAGGAUGACGGGAGUGACAUGGAUCAGAUGGAUGACAGUUUCAUCGGUGAGGCGACACAGAUGUCACAGGGACGGCACGAGGACAUGCAGGCAUUCUAUCUCAAAUCAGUCAGGAGUCCUAAUGUUGGACGGAAAUUCCGGCUUAAACACAACCAAGGAAACAUUGACGUGUUCUCACAGCCCCAAAACCAUGAACAGUCAUAUUAUAUGCAAGACAGCUUUUGUGUGGACGAUGAUUUUGAGGAGACAGGUGUUGACUUUGAGGAGGAGGAAGAGGAGGAGGAGGAAGAUGUUACAUUGUUAGACGACCCUGAUGUAACAUACGUUGGGAGGAGGACUCGCUGGUCAAAACCAGCAGCCGUCAUGAAGAAAAAGGUAGUGAAAAAUGUGCCUGGAAGAAAAAGAAUUCAGAAAAUGUCCGAUUCAUCUAGUGAUGAGGAGAGUAAGAGGUGUGAGGUAACUACAGUGGCGACACCUCGAGUGUCGGAUGGUAAACGGCGGGGACGAGUACUGCUGUCAAGUAGUACGAGUGAUGAGGAAAUGGACUGUAAAAAUGGGUCUCCUCCUAGAGUUAUCUCCCCUGCUGGAGGGACGCAGGAUGUCAUACCGUCACUCAUGACCAGGAUAAAGAACCACAGUACUGUGAAUUCAAGUUGUGUAUCGGAAUUACGGUCAAAGAUAGUGUCGUGCUCCACUUCUACAACUGGGUCUUCAAAGUCUAGUCAUGUUGCUGGUGUACCGAGUCAUCAGAGAGAUAAAUCUAGUGCCUGGUUAAAUACAAGUCAUAGUGCUGCAGACAAAUCUGUGCCUGGACUGAAUAUAAGUCAUAGUGAAAAAACUGGUUCUGGGUUGAAUACAACUUCAAAAGCUGAACAAAUGCGUGCAGAACGAUUGCUGAAACAGAAAGAGAAACAGGAAGAGUUCAAAAGGAGAAUGGCAGAGAAGACAAUGGAAAAUGCAAUGUCCGAAUCAUCUGUGACGAAAAGUGAUAUAAAUAAGUCAAAGACUGAGACCAAUGAAGUGAUACAAUCAGAAUGUGAUACGUCAAGUGCUUGUGCCGAGGAACUAGUGUUGACCACUGCUCCGAAGGAAAAUGCCAAUAAAUCUGUGAUAUUUGUGGACUCGAGGGAAAUCAAUGGUUCUCAGAACAUUGUCUCAGAACUGCGUUUCAAACACAACAUUUCUGUGGUAGUCGCCCAGCUGGCUGGGUGCGAUUACGUGGUCAGCAACCGAAUGGGAGUAGAUCGAAAAGUGUGGUCAGAAUUUACCAACGGGUCGAAUCAUUCCAAACUUAUCGACCGAAUACAACAAUUGUGUGAGUUGUAUGACCGGCCAUGUCUGAUCAUAGAAUCCGACCCUGUGAAGGGGUCCGACAAGGGAGGUAAUCGUCUCCUUCAUUGGACCAAAUAUGUGGACAGGACCAUUGUCCAGUUAAUUAACUCUAGUAUAAAAACGUACUUCACUGCUGGUCAGUUAGACACUGCAGCCAUUCUGGCCGACCUCUGUAUGCUUGAGACGCGAAAAAAUAUGGUAAUCAGUGUACCAGUGAAUGUUAGUGAUAAAAAACAGCAACAUGUAAAAUUCUACUCUUCUAUUCCUAAACUUACCCACAUUCACAGCCUCAACCUGGCAUAUAACUUCAGGACUAUAAAAGACUUUCUAUCGGCCAGUGUUCAGGCUGUUAAGAGUAAAGGUUGUAUGUCUGAAAAGCGGGCAGAGGAAGUGUAUAAUUUUGUGAGGAGAAACUUUGACAUACAAAUGUUACCUACAAGUUAUGGGUAAAUUGUUAAAAUAUGAAUUUUUACCAUUUUUAUUGAUAUUUUUUUUUAAUAAAAUAUGUUACAAAAUUACCCUUAACCUUUUCAUGAAUUCCAUAAAUACAUAUCAUCUUCAUGUUUGACUGCAUUCCGAGUUGUUACUGAAGUUAAUAAUUCCCGUUGUAAAUCAAAUUUUGUUAUAUAUUUGUCCUAUGUACUUGGUAUCUAAUCGUAUCAAAGAUAAAACUAGGUUUCUUUUGACUACCAGUUGAUGUUGACAGUGUUCUCCCAAGGUCCUGGAUUUACAUAAUCUUCCCCUACCUUGAGAGUUUAACAGAGAAAUUCCCAAACUGAGGGGGUGUCUAACCUAAGGCUCUGAAUCAACCUUAUUAUCAUCCCUUAUCGGUGAAAUCUACAGCCUGAGGAUUGUAAUUUUCUUUGUUAAACCCUCAAGAUAAGGGAUGAUUAUUUUUCUCCCAACAUUCCAAUACUAUGUUAAAAACAACAGUUUUCAGCAUUUGAAAUGAGUUUUUAUGUAGAUUUGCAUAUGACCUCUCCUGUUGGUGUCAAGGGCAAAUUU